AUGAGGCCUCCUACCGUGCAGCAUCACUUCUAUCUCGUCGGGGACGAGAUCUCCAGGAUACAAGCAAUCGAUAUCGACUCCCGUUGGAAGUUCGAGGACUUGCAACGCGCGGUCGGACUUGCCUUUCACGUUGUCCAGCCUUUAGGCAUAUCUUUCCAUACCUCUGACUCUGAAACCCUCUCCUCCGUUGAGGAUGUCGUGUCGGCCACAAGCUCAGCCACGACACCCAUUGGCCUCCGCGUUGACGGUAAUGCGGUCCAGUCACCUCAAGGCCCUCCAGGGCUUCCUCUGGUUGGCAGCUUCUACGAAAUCUUCCCUGACCACCUGGGAAACCACUAUCGACUCUUCCGGAAGUACGGCCCAGUCAUUAAAACCACCAACAUGGGCAAGACGACCUAUCUCACGGAUAGCCCUCAAGUUGCGGCAGUCUGCUUCGCCGAGUCCAUCUAUAUGACCAAGAAGAUCAACGAGAAUCACCCACUCUGGGGUGUCAAAGACAACUCUGCCAUUUUCAUCGGCGACACGGAAACAGAGAACUGGCGUCUUGCCCACAAGUAUCUUCCACCAUCAAUGGGACCCAAGGCUGUCAGGCACUACACGCCCCUUAUGCAAAAAUGUGUGCGCAAGUCUUUGCCUAUCUUUGAUGAGCUGGAUUCACGCGACGAGUCCUGGAACGUCUACCAGUUCAUGGUCAAGCUCGCCUCCGAGACUAUCGGGUCAUUCUCUCUCGGCAAAGAGUUUGGUCACUUCAAGUCUGUCGACACCCAGUUGCAUCCUAUUGUCACAAAUAUUGCCACUUUGUUGUCCUUGAACAAGAAAAUAACCGCGAGAGGCGAAUGGUAUCGCCAUCUGCCAUUUGGAGACCCGGCCCGACUCCGCCACGUCCAGCAUACCAUCUACUCGCUGCUCCAGGAGGCCAUUGACGAAGUCGCGGCUCGUUCAAACAGCAAAGAUGCUCCCAUGAAUAAAGCUGCACUCAGUGCAUCUUGUGUCGUGGAUUAUCUCCUCCACGCUGUCGACGACAAGGGAGAACACUUUCCUCAAGGCUUGGCGCUGGCCAACAUGCUCAUCGUCACGGGCGCCGGUUUCACCACCACGUCCGCGCUGCUCUCCUGGCUGAUAUACUGCCUAGUCACGUACGAGGGCACGCAAGACCGUUUAUACCAAGAGCUCGCCGAGUAUGGGGUAGUCGGUGCCAACGGCGGCGAGUGCAACAAAAUAGAUUGGACCCCAGAUCUCGCACACAGUCUGCCGUAUCUUGAUAAGUUUGUGAAGGAGACGCAGCGACUGCACAAUGCCUCCUUCCAGCCUGGCAGGACCAGCAAGAUGGAUGUCAUCCUUCCUGGAGGGUACCGUCUUCCGCCAGGCAGCGUUAUUGUCCCUGCGCUGUAUGCGAUACAUACAAACCCAAAGGUAUGGCGAGAUCCAUUCCGAUUUGAUCCUGAUCGAUGGGAUACGGAAGUAAAGAGUUUGCCUCGCUGUGCGUAUGUUCCAUUCGCAGCAGGCCCGCGCGGUUGUAUCGGGUUCAACUUUGCACUUUUGGAAGUAAAGAUCCUCCUCUCCGAGCUGGUGAGCCGGUAUGAGUUUGUGCGGGAAGGAUUGGAUGCCAUUGAUUAUGAUCCUGAGUUCCAGUUGAUCCGUCCGCUGAACUUUUACGUCAGGGCAAAACGCCGUGUUUGA
This is a messenger RNA of Aspergillus calidoustus, 1680 nucleotides long. The record is from the annotation of a GenBank genome assembly. Lineage: Eukaryota; Fungi; Ascomycota; Eurotiomycetes; Eurotiales; Aspergillaceae.